Molecule: messenger RNA, 3507 nt
Organism: Eupeodes corollae
Lineage: Eukaryota; Metazoa; Arthropoda; Insecta; Diptera; Syrphidae
Exons: 5
Coding region: 1-3507 (1168 amino acids)
Source: RefSeq, a predicted model, not a curated record
AUGAUUGGUGGUGGUGUUGCUGCGGGUGCUGCUGAUGUUGCUGCGGGUGGUCUUUCUGCUGUUGCUGCACCUACGUACGUCGGCGGAGUGCCGCCUAAUUUCUCCAUAGAAUUCUUUGACGAGACUAAAAGUAAAUUCGAACGCUGGUUGCAACGUCUUGAAGGAGCGUUUACAAUCUUCAAUGUCAAAGAUUCGGUGAUGAGACUCAAUUACUUGCUACAUUAUAUUGGGCCAAAUACUUUCGAUUUACUUUGUGAUGGAAUCUCCCCAGCAGUACCUGAAACCAAGACCUACGACGAGUUAGUCAACGUGCUCAAGGAGCAUUACAAUCCGCAGCCUUUAGAAGUAGCGGAGUACUACAAAUUUCACCAUCGGGAGCAGUUGGAGGGAGAGUCCGUCCGUGAGUACGUAGCCUCGUUGCGUAAAAUGGCCAUACAUUGUAAUUUUGGUACUUAUUUGACAAUUGCACUGCGAAACCAACUUGUUUGUGGCAUUCGAGACAAACGAAUAAAGGACCUAUUGUUGGAAACAAAAGACCUAACGUUCGAGAGAGCGAUCCAAAUUGCUACGAGCCUAGAAAUGUCACAACAAAAUUCUACUCAAUUAAACGAGACAGCAAUUCAUAAAAGUUCAGUACAUUCAAUUAACUUUCAUAAAAAAGAUCGGAAUGCUAAGAUCCAGAGCAACCAGACGACGAGGAACAACAACAAUCAACACUCAUCAGAGAAGUUACACGUGUCAAAUUUUAAUAAAGGCCAAAGCCAAAAACAAAUACAUUGCUUCCGUUGCGACGGCCCCCACCUUGCGAACAAUUGCUCUCACAUAAAUACUAUUUGUAACUUCUGCAAGAUUCGCGGUCAUCUGUCAAAAGUGUGUUUUAAAAAACAAAAAAAGAAUAAGAAAAACGGUACAGUUAACCACUUAGAAGAUGAUUGCGAAUUGAUCAGUGAAGAACCAAUAGUUUAUAUUAACACAAUAUGUGAGAGUAAUGAUUGUACAAAAAAAAUGUGGAUUAACGUGUACAUUGAAAAUAAAUUAAUUAAAAUGGAAAUUGAUAGUGGGGCCGGCGUAUCGGUUAUUAGUUAUAAUGAAUUUUGUAAGAACUUUAGUGAUAUUCCGAUUAAAAGUGUUGUUGAGGUUGUUGUUGCUCCGCAGAACUUGAAAAUUGAAAAGAGUUUGCAGUUGUAUGUUGUUGAGUCAAAUAAAAACGCGCUAUUUGGAAGAGAGUGGCUGUAUGCAUUUAAUGGUUUACCAUUGACGGAGAUAUUUCGUGAAGAACGCGAUACAAAAAAUGAAAAUUUUUCAUAUUUACCACCGCAACUUUCAAUAUUAAUUCAAAAAUACAGUGCGAUAUUUGGCGAAGAUGUAGGCGAAAUUAAGGGACAGCCGGUUUCAAUUGAAUUAACGCCAAAUUCGAAACCUGUGUUUGUUAAGCAUAGACCGGUACCGUUCGCGCUUCGGGACUCCAUCGCGGAAGAAAUAAAUAAUUUAGUUGCUCAGGGUAUUCUUAUUCGUGUUGACCACAGUGAUUGGGCAACUCCAAUCGUGCCGAUAGUAAAGGCAAAUGGAAAAAUACGCCUCUGCGGAGAUUUUAAAAUUACUUUAAACAAAUAUAUGAUCGCGACUGAACAUCCUCUCCCCACAAUAGACGAGCUUUUUAAUGCAAUGAAUGGCGGUGACAAAUUUUCGAAGGUUGACCUUCGCCGUGCUUAUUUACAGUGGAAGGUGAGGGAGGAGGAUCAGGAAAAAUUAACUUUGUCUACGUUUUUAGGUCUGUUUAAAUGUACGCGAUUGUGGUAUGGUCUUAGUUGUGCACCUGUAAAAUGGCAGAAAAAAAUCGAAGAAAUACUUGCUGGGAUCGAGGGUGUGGGAGUUUUUAUUGACGACAUUUGUAUCACUGGUCCGGAUAAUGAGACACAUCUCGCAAGAUUAGAAACAGUAUUUUCGCGUUUGUUUUCAUUUGGAUUACGUGUAAAUUCUGAAAAAUCACAUUAUUUUCAAGACUCGAUUGAGUACUGUGGUUUUAAAAUUGAUAAAGACGGAAUUCAUAAGACCGCAAGUAAAACAGAAGCGAUUGUUAAAGCCCCUUGCCCAACAAAUGUAUCUGAGGUACGAUCUUUGCUAGGUUUAGUAAAUUAUUAUGGACGAUUUUUUCAUAAUCUGUCAGAGAUUCUUGAGCCAUUGCAUGCAUUGAUUAGGAAAAAUAAUAAAUUUAAAUGGACAUCAGAAUGUGAAAGUGCUUUUAAAGCAAUAAAAAAAGAAAUUAUUUCAGAUAAUUUUUUGGUGCAUUACGCAAAAGAUAAGCCGUUGUGUUUGUCGACAGAUGCUUCGCCAGUGGGUGUGGGGGCAGUAUUGUCCCACAUAUAUCCAGAUGGCACUGAUAGACCCAUCCAGUUUGCUUCACAAACGUUGUCAAUUUCACAACGUAAAUGGUCUCAAAUAGACAAAGAGGCCUACGCUAUUAUAUACGGUCUUAAGAAAUUUUAUCAAUUCCUUUUCGGUCGUCAUUUUAUUCUAUUUACAGACCAUAAGCCACUGGUACAAAUUUUUGCGGCCGAUAAAAGUUUGCCACAUAUGUCUGCUACACGUAUGCAACACUACGCGAUUUAUUUGCAAGCAUUUAAUUAUACAAUAAAGUACAAACGUUCAGAGCAAAAUGGCAAUGCUGACGCCAUGUCAAGACUGCCGAUUUCAACCAAUGAUUCUUUUAAGCUUGAAGAAUCUGAUUUAUUUGAAAUAAAUCAGAUAGAAACAUUACCAAUUACGGCAAAACAGAUUGCAGAGGAAACGUCUAGAGAUUUGUUACUGAAGAAAAAAGAUAAUGUUCAACCAUUCAAUGAAGAUAUUAGUAGUAGAAGUUUUUCAAAGGGAGAAAGAGUGGCUAUUAGAAAUUACAUUGGCAAGGAAAAAUGGAAUUUUGGAGAAGUUAAUGAAAAAACUGGUUUAUUGCAUUAUAAUAUUAAACUAGAAAAUGGUAAAGAUGCGUUCCGGCACGUCGAUCAAAUCAAAAAUGCAGGCAGCCAGGUCGUUGAUGGUAAUCCCCAGUUCCCGAGUGAAAGUUCGGAGGAGCAACAACAACUUCCGGUACCAGCGUUUGUAACUGAUCGGCCAAAUCCAACAGAAUCUGAUAACACACUUCCUUAUGUGGAACAACAAGCUGAAACAGGAGGAGCCAUUUACGAGGAGCAACCUGACCAAACAUUACCUGCAGUGGCACAGUCUUCAGUUACUGAACAUGUUUUAUCAUUGGACCCUGUUCCGAUACUUACAUGUUCACCGGGACCACCCGGAUUCGAACUACAAAAAAAUAAUUUCCCACCCGAUCAUAUAAGGCCUUUACUAAAGGCAGGGCAGCGAAAAAAAAAUAUAACUCGUAUGGUUAGAAAAACGGCAAUUUUGACGGAUAUACCCGAGAAAGCAGCCAUUUUGGAGGAAAGAAACAAAGUUCUGGCCAAAAAAAGAACCAAGAACGCAGCUAAAAAGGGGCCUAGGAAAAAACAAAAAUAA